AUGCCUCUUCUCGUGGUCGUGGGCUUGUCCCGGGACAAGUGUCGCAAGGCGGCUGAGCUCUCGAAGCUCCAACCGGAUGCAAGCCUGUUGGCUCCAGGACGAAAAGUCUCGCUCGUCAUGCCACCUGCAGAUAUGGAAGCCCGCGAGGUUCUGUGCGUGUUGCAACAAGUUGGAUUCACCUUGUUGGGCCUGACAGCUCACAGUGGUGGGGGCGGUGCCAAGCCUAUCUGGCACUUGAGACUGGCGCAUCCGGGCGUGGCCUUUGUCUUCGGUCGGGAGCAUGAUGGUAUCCCUGCAGAUGCGGAGAUGUUGCUGGAUCAGGCGGCUACUAUCCCCAUGGUCGUUGAUGGCGAGAAGGGCAGCCUCAACGUGUCCCAUGCGGCGGCGCUCGUCUUGUACGAGCGGUUCUCCGCUGAAGAAAGCGAAAACAGGAAAGGCUGCCGUGUGGGAAUGGAAGGCUGGUUCUUUGUACACGGAUGUUGGCGACCGCACGUGCGGUGUCCGGGUGGCCACAUGCUGGAGGAGAAGAUAACUGGGUCUGGCUUCAUGGGCUUAUGGGUCAAGGAGUGCCGCCGCUGCCAGCAGGCGCUCUCUCGCGGAAUGACGCGUCACAGUUGUAAAAGGUGCGGAUACCACCUUUGUCAGACCUGCUGUUCGAUGCGGUCGCAAGAGAUGCUUGAGGAGGAGAUCACCUUGUCCAUCUACAGGCCCCCGCAAGGUCUAAUUCCAGGAUUUCAAGUCCAGGAGGACGUGUUGCAGGUUCGGAUCAAGACCGGAUCCACUGUCCGCGCCCUCAAGGAAAAGAUUGCCGAAUUAUACGGCCUAUCACUGACUAUGCAGGUGAUCAAGCGCGAUAUAGAUGCGAGGAGCUUGCGGGAUGAGGAACACGUUGAAUGUGAUGAUGGAGAUGUUCUUUACCUAGGAAAUCCUUUUGAUGCAGCCUUCCCUGUGAACAGCGGAGAAGGCGGCUUGAGCACACUGAUAUCCGAAGCAAUGUCUGGACUUCAGGCAGCCACCGGCUUGCUGGCCGACGCUGACCGUCAGUUGCAGGAGUGGGCCCUGAAGGAAGUCACUCUGAAUGUCGUCCUUCCUGGCCAUGAACAGGCUGGCAGUAUUUCCGAGCGGCGAUGCAAGAUGGUCGUCGUGGCAUCUGCAAGGAUGUCGGAAGUGAAGGAGAUGGCGAUGGUGGAGCUGGAUGCUAUCGGGCAGGAGCUCACGCUGGAGUUUGGAGGUGAAGCAGUGCCAGCCAUGGCAACUGUCCAGAUGCUGAAUCUGGCCGAUGGAGACACCCUGUUGGAGCAUCUAUAUGCCACCGUCGGGGCGAAGGGCAAGGUGGUCACCACCGACUUCUCCUUUAACAAAGAGUACCAAACAAAAUACGAGCUCAACUUCGCCAAGAUGACGCAGACAAACACAGAAAGCAAAAAGUCACGCACUGUUCGAAGAACAGGUGGCGAAGCUGCUGUGGUGAAGAAAGCCGUGUGGGAGUGGUGGUCAGAUGAGGAUGAGUGGGAGCCUUUCCAAGAUGUUGAUGCCCAGCUCUUAGAGAAGGCCUACGUUGCGGGAGAGACACCCUUCUCGACCAAAAAACUCAGCUGGAACGAAGGAUACGACAGCUUGUACAUCUUCGACUUUACCGUCAUGACGCAGGUAAACUGCGACAGCAAGACGUCCAGAAAGAUACAGCGCACAGCUGCUGGAGGAUCCAAGCUCUUUGGCCACAAGGAUGGUGAAGACGAUGGUUAUGCCGGGGCUGUUGGGUUUAUGUCGGACAAGCUUGGCGAUAGCAAAGUCAUGUUUGCUGGCAAGUUUGAGCCAAGUUUGGCGCCUGCAUUUGUAGCUACACAAAAAAAGAUGGGAGCACAAUCGCUCCGCAAGCAGAAGAAGGACUACGGGCCCAUUGUUUCCAAAGAUGAACAUGGGAGGAAGUGCUUCGACGAGAUGCUGCACAAUGAGAAGGAGUUCUGCGGCGAAUGGGUCGUCUUCUACCACAGCUACUCCAGCGCUGCGCUGCUCUACGAGGUUCAAGCCGCAGUCGCAUCUGUCCUGUUCCGAUUUAAAGCCGAGUUUGCUUCUCUUCCUCGACUACUUUGUGCUCCAUUUCACCAUAUCCCGACUGCCAAGAGAAUGCUGGAAGAGUUCCCUAAGUGGAAGGACCAGGACCACAACCAGGCAUUUAGAUUGGUCGGUUUAUGUGGAACAUCCUCGCUUCUGGCACAUGACUCGGAAGCACCAGCAAAGUCGGUCUUCCUGGCUGGAUACAGCGUCGGGCCUCUCAAGGGGGUGCUGGAAAAGCUGCUGACGGGCUGUGGCGUUCCAUCGGGGAAGGUCAAGAAGCUCGCUGCAGACAUCAUCGCGCUUGCAGUGAAGUCUGGCCUGGACUGCAGCGGCAUACCUGGCGGCAAGAAGUGCAAGUCGGGACGCUCGGGUCACAUGUUGCAGAUUUUUCUGAGGAGAGAGCUUUGCGAUGAGUAUGUCUAUCCUUCAUUUCCUUUUGGAGUGCCGGACAAGAAGCGGAUGAAGCCCUCCUUAAGCAAGUACCUGGCUGAGGAUGUUGCGAUAGAAGGGCAAGUUCGCAUCACGUUGAAUCCCGAUGUGUUCUUGAGAGCAACCACGGCGAGAAUGUUCACCUUCUCGGCUGAUCCAACCUUCCACAAGAAUCGCCCAGACUUUCAAGAGGAGCUGAAGUCACUUUUGGAGCCGAUCCUCGGGACAGAAGCAGUCCGCAAAAAAGCAGCUAAGGGCAUCUUCGGAGGUGAUCCACCGGAGUGGUGGUCUGCAGAGGACCAGAGUGACAUGGCCAAAAUGUCAAAGGGCCGAUAUGCGUCCUCCUCAUUAGACUAG
Messenger RNA from Symbiodinium pilosum, 2844 nucleotides. The record is from the annotation of a GenBank genome assembly. Lineage: Eukaryota; Dinophyceae; Suessiales; Symbiodiniaceae.